CAAACCUUUUCUCCAUGGUGGAAGUCAUCAGAGAAAACUGUUAAUAGCACGUUAAUUUAGACUUUUAGAAUAUAUCCUGUCCCCACUGACAGCCUUUUUUGUUAUUAAAUAGAGUAUUCCUAACAACCCAACCCACCCUAUGGUCCCCUUCUCAGAAUAAUGUUUUAAAUACAUACACAUAUCAUUGUCUGUUAAUAAGGAACUGGGGAGGUGGUUCCAGAGUUACUGGAACAGAUUCAAAGACAGUUGCUGAAACUAUGUCCUGGUUGUUGCUUACUCUCCUCUAGAAAGAAGUACUUCCUCACUAAUCUGGCUUUCAGCCUCAGAUCUGCCCCAUUUUAACUGCUGCUACUAACAUUCUUCCUCUAUAGGCAGCAGGUUCUUCCUCCUUUCAGACAACAGUCACAGAGACACGUACUUACAUGAGCUUGAAAGAAGGGAAAUUCCUUAUUCCUGUGGGCAGAAACCAGGUGAAUUGUUAGAACUUUGGUUUAUCGACUUGGGCAUAGAGGGAUUCAGGGUACAUAAUGCUUGUUAAGGAAGAAUGGCAACUGUUGGGCUGUCUUACAGCCAACCCCCUCCUACAGUCUGUCAUGCCAGGCUUAGACCCAUGCAGACACAACAGGAAAAGUCUCAGAUUUUUCUUGGCUGCCAUAAAAGAUCAUUAGCCCUUUCAGAGGGAUUUCUCUGUGACAAACUGUUCUGGGAAGCAAUUGAUGAGGAUUGAGUAGUUGUCAGGCUCUUAGUGCCACAGAGUUGGUUAAUACUGUCAAAGGUGACCCACUGGAGAAAGAGAAACUUGGGAGAGGCAAUCUGCCAUGAGCCCUGAAUGUUCCUGCAUGUAUAUUCUUGCCUCAUGUGAAUGUAAGACUGACCAUUCUUCUUGGGCUGUACCUCAGUGUUCUGUUAGCAGUAAGCUACCUUGAAAUGAGCAAAUUUGCCUGUUGCUCACUGUAAAAGUUUUGAGCACCCCUCCCCUCACAAGCUGGGGGUCUGCAUAUGUAGUCAUCCAUCUAGGCCUACCCUGUGGCACUUGGGGGUGUAGGCCAUGGGCAGCUGGUGCAAACAUCAUGCUCAUGUUGCUGGCUAUACCAUAAGUAAUAAAGUUAUUUGUCUCUGACCCAGGAAUCUCAUGUCUUCUGGCAACAUCCAUGAAAGCAUCGCAGGCUAACUUGUUAGCUUACAAGUAGGAUAAAAUUCACAGAUGUGAAAAUUUUAGUAAUGAAAAUUGGAUCCUGACCAACAUGGUUUUCUAGAAGAGAAAGGACAAAGGCCUUUCAUGGGCUGGAUUAGGGGAUAAAAGAAAUUUGCUGGGAUCUGGUAGCAAGUCAGAUAUUCCCAAGUGAGGGAGGAGGAAAGAGUCCUGAGAAAAGUCCUACCUGAAGAAAGAGUCCUACCUGAGAAUAUUUUGAGGCUAAGGAGCAAGAGGUAGGAUUGAAACAUGCUGCCCAGAUUGUACUUAGGUUGUUGCUCAGUCUCUAGGCAGGAGGCAGAAAAGAUGUUUUGACAAUGAGGCAGCAAGCUCAUGGCUCCAGCUGAAAGGCAGUAUGGCCAUGGCUGAUGAAUGAUUUCCCAAAGAUGAAAUAAAUGAUGGCAGUGAUAAGGAUAUAGAACUUUGAACUAAAAACAUUAGCUGUUUGUUGAGUCCAAGUAGGUAGCCACUUGAAUUGAAAGUAAAUACAUGGCCUUGCUGACUGACACAAAGCCGUUCUCCUUAUGGCCUACACCCCCAAAAGUGCCACAAGGUAGUCCUAGAUGAAUGCCUACACAUGCAGACCCCAAGUUUGGUAGUGGGGGUGGAGUGCUUAAAACUUACAGUGAGCAAUAGGUAAACCUGCUCAUUUCAAGGUAGCUUACUGCCAACAGAACACUGAGGUACAGCCCAAGAAGAAUGGUCACGGCCUUAAAUUCAUAUGAAGGAAGAAAAUACAUGCAGGAACACUCAGCGUUCCUGGCAGAUUGCCUCUCCCAACAGUGUCUCCAGUGGGUCACCUUCGACAGUUUUAUCAACCUACUCUAGAACUUCUGAUCCCUCUCUCUCUACAGCUUUAAGGAAAAAAAGCUCCCCAUCUUUGGGGAAGGGAGGAAUGCCCCUUUUACAGCUCCGUUCAAUAUAGGCAUCCAAAUCACUAUCCUCCUUGGCCCCAUGGGGACAGGGAAAUCUGCACAUAGAGGUGGUCAAAAAUGCCAAAUACCAUGGGGCAGAUCUACAAUAGCAUGCAGGAGAGCAGCGAAAAAAAAGGAGCCCUGAGCCCUGGGGGUGCUUGUCAGAGCCAACAGGUAUUUGAAGGAAGAGGCAACACUGUUCUGGGGCAAGGAGUCAAAGUGGGAUUACUUCCUAGUAACAACUGUCUCCUGCAGGCUAGCCUCUUCCACCUCCUCCUUCCACCACCUCUCACACUUCUGGCUGUGGAAAUAACAUCAUUUCUUGGCUGUGAUCUCCAACAUACCUAUCUUAAACUGCUUGGUUUGGGUGCCCAUAGGGGAGAAAAAGUACCUGAAUUCAACUGGUAGGGUCUGUUAGCUUACAAGUAGGAUAAAAUUCACAGAUGUGAAAGUUGUGGUAAUGAAAAUUGGAUCCUGACCAACAUGGUUUUCUAGAAGAGAAAGGACAAAGGCCUUUCACGGGCUGGUUUAGGGGAUAAUUGCAUGGGAAAGGAAAAUUAAAAUGACCUGUGGAUGGAGCCUCUAAACAUUUAAUGUACUGCUGUUUUAUGGCUUUAGCAUCAAAGUGUGUUGUUAAUACCAAUAUACAUUUAAUUGAACUAGGAAAGUUUAUAAGUCUCCCAUUCAGGGACUACUGCAGUAUAGAGAGAUGUAGUCUAAAAGAAACAACAUACAACCGCAAGAGGAAAAGAAAUAAAAGCACAGGUUUAGUUGAAAACUUAGUUACUCCUGUAGUACUCAGGCCAUUUUCCAUUAUAACCAGCUAUGUGGACUUUGCAGUCACCAAGGUGAAAUAUCCUGAGUACUCCAAGAGUGACCUUUAAAAAGAUAGGCACCUCUUAGGCUGCUACUGAGCUCUUGAGGAAACAACAGCGGCCAGAGGAGCUUCCUGAAAGCGUAACUGAUUCAUUUAUGCAUACUGCAGGCAGUUAUCACUAUCCUGAGAGUCAUCCUAUUGGAAAUGUUGAUAAGGAAUUUGUUCUUGACUUUAGCUGCAGUCAUCAGUGACACCACCUCAGCUCUGGAUGGCACUUAAGUCAGCCUCAAUUCAUUGGCCAGGGUGGUUAUGGGUGAUAGAAUUGCUCUUCCUCUUUGUGGGCCAAAUUGGAGUCAGUGCAAUCACUAAUACAUCCCACUGUGACUGGAUUAAUGUCUCAGACCGAGUACAGGGUCAAUACAGAAACUUGAGAAUGCCACUUGGCUUUCUAAGGUAGAUCCUGAUGGUUUAUGAUUGUUGGUUUUUUUUUCCUACCUUGUUGGAUACAGGCCCUUGGAUAUGGCUGAAGUCAGUACUGAUUGGUCUUAUCCUGUUACAUAGAGUUCUGUUGAUAGUACCUUUAAUUAAAUGUAAUAAAAUACUUUGAAUGGACCUGGUUCCAGUUUCUGUCAGUUUAAUUAGAGUGACAGGUGGAGUGGCAUACUUAUGGGAGAAUUCAUCAAAAGCCAAGAUGGCAUAGAAAUGAAAGGUGCAUAUCGUUGGGAGACAAUUCUUCAUGGGUCUCUAGCAUUUCUGCAUAUUUUGCAAAGAGAGGCACUGACUAUCUUUGUUCCAGACUAUUUGUCCAGGAAUGUUUGUAUAGUAAACAACCUUAGAAGGUAUCAGAGCAAAGGGCGCACAUGCUCACUGCCCAUUAUUGAAGAUUCAGGUUCCCUAACCUCAAAGUUCCUCUCCUUUAAGGCACUUCAUUACAUGUGCAGGUAUCAUCUGGCUCUCUGCGUCAUCAUAUGGGAAUUGGGGCUCAGAACUGGAACAAAUGCUGGUACUCUGGCUACUGCUAUUGCUUCUCCCCAGCCUUGGGGCCGGUGCCUCUUCCGGGCUUCGGCGAAUGAGACCUGCGGACCUGCCCCCGCGCCCCAUGGAAGAAUCCCCGGCGUCCAGCUCUGCCCCGACAGAGACGGAGGAGCCGGGGUCCAGUGCAGAGGUCAUGGAAGAAGUGACAACAUGCUCCUUCAACAGCCCUCUGUUCCGGCAGGAAGAUGACAGAGGGAUUACCUACCGGAUCCCAGCCCUGCUCUACAUACCCCCCACCCACACCUUCCUGGCCUUUGCAGAGAAGCGUUCUACGAGGAGAGAUGAGGAUGCUCUCCACCUGGUGCUGAGGCGAGGGUUGAGGAUUGGGCAGUUGGUACAGUGGGGGCCCCUGAAGCCACUGAUGGAAGCCACACUACCGGGGCAUCGGACCAUGAACCCCUGUCCUGUAUGGGAGCAGAAGAGUGGUUGUGUGUUCCUGUUCUUCAUCUGUGUGCGGGGCCAUGUCACAGAGCGUCAACAGAUUGUGUCAGGCAGGAAUGCUGCCCGCCUUUGCUUCAUCUACAGUCAGGAUGCUGGAUGUUCAUGGAGUGAGGUGAGGGACUUGACUGAGGAGGUCAUUGGCUCAGAGCUGAAGCACUGGGCCACAUUUGCUGUGGGCCCAGGUCAUGGCAUCCAGCUGCAGUCAGGGAGACUGGUCAUCCCUGCGUAUACCUACUACAUCCCUUCCUGGUUCUUUUGCUUCCAGCUACCAUGUAAAACCAGGCCUCAUUCUCUGAUGAUCUACAGUGAUGACCUAGGGGUCACAUGGCACCAUGGUAGACUCAUUAGGCCCAUGGUUACAGUAGAAUGUGAAGUGGCAGAGGUGACUGGGAGGGCUGGCCACCCUGUGCUAUAUUGCAGUGCCCGGACACCAAACAGGUGCCGGGCAGAGGCGCUCAGCACUGACCAUGGUGAAGGCUUUCAGAGACUGGCCCUGAGUCGACAGCUCUGUGAGCCCCCACAUGGUUGCCAAGGGAGUGUGGUAAGUUUCCGGCCCCUGGAGAUCCCACAUAGGUGCCAGGACUCUAGCAGCAAAGAUGCACCCACCAUUCAGCAGAGCUCUCCAGGCAGUUCACUGAGGCUGGAGGAGGAAGCUGGAACACCGUCAGAAUCAUGGCUCUUGUACUCACACCCAACCAGUAGGAAACAGAGGGUUGACCUAGGUAUCUAUCUCAACCAGACCCCCUUGGAGGCUGCCUGCUGGUCCCGCCCCUGGAUCUUGCACUGUGGGCCCUGUGGCUACUCUGAUCUGGCUGCUCUGGAGGAGGAGGGCUUGUUUGGGUGUUUGUUUGAAUGUGGGACCAAGCAAGAGUGUGAGCAGAUUGCCUUCCGCCUGUUUACACACCGGGAGAUCCUGAGUCACCUGCAGGGGGACUGCACCAGCCCUGGUAGGAACCCAAGCCAAUUCAAAAGCAAUUAAUUGGCUUAGGACCCAAUUUCCAUAGAUGCAAAUGGCAGUUACAGACAGGUUAACAGAAGCUACUGAAGUCUACAGAUAAUCAAAAAACUUAAUAUUCUGUUCCCUACCUUUUUUCACUUUUCCUCCUCCAAAGAGCAAAAUGAAAAUUUUGCCUUAGCUACUGCAGUGGAAAGAGCACUGAACUAGGAGUUGGAAGACAAGGAUGUGGUCCUGGCUCUGCCACUGGCUUGCUUUUGGACCUUGGAUGUGUCACCUGAACUCUCUGGACCUCAGGUUUCCAUCUGUAAAAUGAGAGUAUUGGUUCUAAGAUUUCUCAUCUUCUCAUCCCUAGGACAAGCAUAGUGCCUGCAUGCUUCAUGAUCAGUAAGUCCUGGCUGCAUAAAGGACUCUGAUGUCAAAAUGGAAACCAGGGGACUUACCUUUUCACAUGACUUACCCCUCAUCCGAGUGUGAGGUUACAAGCAGGUGUCAUGGCAGGAAGGAAGACCAGAUCUGUAUGAUUUGUUCCAUUUUUAAUAACAAAAAUAUCCACACCCUUUUAAUAAUGCUCAGUUCUGUAGGCUCUCUAUCCUAGAGGAAUUGAGCAAAACAGAAGAAUCAUGAAGUCUCCUACCUUCUACAGCCUUGUAGUUCUGCUUACCUUCUCUUCCUCAUCCAGAAAGCAUCAUUUUCUAGGGAGAACAAUGAGAAUCUCAAUGCCAGUAGUACUGGAUAAUAGUGCGUAUUGCUUCUGGUGGCAUUACCCUGAUGAUGGGCUGAAGUUCAUUUAUUAGGGUGGUUCCUGAUGGGAAAAGGACAUGGAUUAGGACUUUAAAACACUGGACAGAAUUUCCCACAGUCUUUGCCCUCAAGGAGUUCACCAGUUUAUGGGGCUAGAAGAGCGAGAAAAUUCAAGAAAAUAAAUGUAGCUGGUGGGAGACUUUGUAGAUGUUGGGCUAUAUGUUGGGGUGAUGGUAGCUCCUGAUGUAAUUUUCUUAGUUGCAUCUUCAAUAUGCCUGGAGUCGUCUGUCCAAGGCUUGUCCAGGCUUCUGGGUUUCUCUCAAGUUUGUUUUUCUCAGGAUAUUGUCCUGGCCCAGCUACUCCUUUACCUGUGAGAAGAUCUUCACCAUUAGGAAGAUCUCUAGACCCCCAGAUCUCAGAAUCAGGCCUAUUUGUGUAGGCCCAUGGAAAUCACUACUUGUGAAGUAGAGAUGCCUUUUUGUCUAAUGGUUUUCGUGCUGAACUUAGUUCAUGCUGAGUCUCUCAGAUGAUACCACGUUGGUUGUUCCUAUCUUAGAUUGUUUCUCCCAUAGCCUGUUAUUGCAACAGAAAUUCUAUCAUGAGAGAUUUAUUUUUUUGUCCCUAUUUUAGGAGUCUAAUGCUUAAACUGGUAUCAACUAAAUAUAUUUGGUGUUGUACAAUGACCACAGAGAACAAGUCUUAGUCAUGAAAUAUAGCCUAGGAGACUAGGGGUUACAGUUGCACUAGUUGGGUAGAGAGAGUCCUACAGGAUAAAAGUGGAGAUUAACUUUACCUACUUUAGCAGAUUGCUUAAGCCAUGGCUUAGAGUGGCUUUUAAAAAUCCCCUUAGCCUCUCCUACAUUUGCCAAGGUAAUCUUCCCAAUACACAAUUAUUCACUCAUGUAUACAUUUAUCUAAAUAUUUCUUGAGUGCCUAAUACAAGGUACUUUCUACUGCCAUUCCUUGGCUCUAAAUCAUUUGUGGUUCUCCAUUGCCUAUUAUAAUGUAAAGAUGUUUACAUUUAGCCUGGCAUGUAGGACCUUCCAGCUGUUGGGUGAAAUAAUGCACACUUUCCUCUACUUCCUUAUAUGAGGCCCACUGUCAGGGAAAACCUCUGUCAAGUUGGCAGGUGGAGGGUGGUGGAGGUCUAGGGAUGGGCAGGAUUGGUGCAGGGAGGAAUUGGGGAAGGGGAGAGGAUUAAAAGGGCAGCCCCCUCCUGAGUGGUAGAAACUCCUUGUUUAGCAAAGCUUUCCUGAACACUGUACUGCAAGUGGAUAGGAAUAGGGAGGAUGGCCAAGUCGUACAACCAGGGCUAAAGGAUGAAAAGAAUGAGAAUAUCAACUUCUUUUUUUUUUUUUUUGAGACAGAAUCUCACUCUGUCGCCCAGGCUGGAGUACAGUGGCACAAUCUCAGCUCACUGCAGUCUCCGCCUCCUGGGUUCAAGCAAUUCUCCUGCCUCAGCCUCCCAAGUAGCUGGGAUUACAGGUGCCUGCCACUACGCCCAGCUAAUUUUUUGUAUUUUUAGUAGAGACGGGGUUUCACCAUGUUGGCCAGGCUUGUCUCGAACUCCUAGCCUUGUGAUUCGCCUGCCUCGGCCUCCCAAAGUGCUGGGAAUACAGGCAUGAGCUACUGCGCCCAGCCGAGAAUAUCAACUUCUUUAGGACUACUCAAGAAGGGAGUCAAGGCAGGGACCUUGGUCUGUGCCACUGUGACGCAGAGAUGUAUAAUACCAGUACUCAUAAGAGGUCCAUCUCUAAAUUGCCCUCCUCUUACUUCUUCCCCCUGCCUCAUGUUUUUUCUCUUUAAUGACUAGCAUCGAAACUCUUUAAAUGGGGCAGGCCUGUGUUCUUAUCUCAGGAAUAGUAAGAAAAGGGGGUUGGGAACAGGGGAAAUCCAGAAUAAAGACUUGAGAAAGGAACAGAGUGGGUGAUGGCAGCUAUGAAGAAAAAACAGAUCAGAAGAAGAGUCCUGGCACCUUAGGAAGAGAAAGUGUCACAGACACGAGGCCUAGGCUAGAGAGAUGGUGUAGGUGGUAGCUGCUGUGAAGAAGAAAUGACAACAGGCUGGAGCUGUUCCCUGAAACCUGUGGGAAGGAAGAGAGACCUGCACAGGCCGGCACUUAGCUUGUGGAGAAGGUCCUAACUCAACACUGCAACUUUAAGCUGGCUUAACUUGUCCAAGUUCCAGAUGACCAACAAAGACAGCUAUAGACACUCUAACUCUGUGCCAAUUACCCAAGGCCUUCAGGGCCCUGGGACCUAUUCCAUGAUAGUGGUACCCUAACUGAACCCAUUUCAGCCACUCAGAUUGAUAGGAUGGAAAAGACAGGGCAGGUGGUAGCAGCUGUGAAGAAAAGAGGAAAGCAGAAGGGUGGCCUAUAAUCUACAGGCAUGUAGAGAGGACUACAUAGGCCUCUGUUCUUUGCCCUCAGGAGCCCCCUUCCUGUCCCUUGGACUCAGAAUGGAUCCUUCCAGCACACAUGGCCCAACACUGAGAGUGCAGGAAGCAUGGGUAGGGGCCUCCUGCUGCUGGUAUGUACCCAGGCCAGCCUCCUGCCGACACAGCCUACUGGCUGGGUUCAUGUUCUUACUAUUCACCUCAGGCCAUUGUCUGGGUGCUUAAUUUGACUUGUUUCCCCUGGUCACCAGUCUCCCCUCCGAUAUUCACAGGACAUCAAGCAGCUUCAGCCACGGGUAAGAGGCUUUUCACCCUGCCUGUUGGGUAGCCCAGAGGACCCACAAAGGUCAACCUGAGUCUCCACAGCCUCCUCCCCAGGGCAGUAGGAAUUGAUAUCUCACUUUUGCCAGAUUAGGCUUCUCACUCUUCUUGAGUAGGCCAUAAUCCACCUCUUCAGUAGGCCAUGCAUCUUGUCUCUGCAGUGCCAGAAUUCACAGUCUGGGCCUCCCUUUGGUCCUUACCAUAGGCUGCCAUGUAUUAUUGUCUAUGUUGUGCCCUGUAGGCCUCUGCUAGGCUGUGAACUCCUUGACUGACUCCUCACUGUGUCCUUUUUACCUUGAAUCACAGUGGCUUAUCUAAAAAUAUAAGCUUUUUUCUGUCAUAUUCUGAAUUCCCUGAAGGUAAGGACUAUGUCUGAUUCCUCUCUUUGUCCUCUGCACCCAGCGUAGGGCCUGAAACAGAGUAGCUAGCAGUAAAGAUACACUGAAUGAAUGAAUGAGUCAACCAUCCUUGGCCUCUGGAGCUAAUUGAGAAGGCUAGGGGGAGUUCCGCUGUAGGGAGAAGGAUGUUGCAUCCCUUUGUAGAUUGUGUAGCAUUCAAAACCUGCUGAACACUCACCCUCAAUGUAUAUUCUCUGUUCUGGCCUGCUUCAAGGUCAGUUACACUACUUCCUGGGAUGGGCCUUUCUCUGGCUUAAGCUUGGUUGUCCCUGGCUUUCCCAAGGAUCACAGCCCAAAAGGCACAGUGGGGAAAAUUUAUGGCCUAUUCCAGAAGAGUGAGCAGCCUAAUCAAGCCAAGCCUUGAUUUGGGGUUCUCACUUCACUGGUAUUUUCCCUCUGUCCCUAAUUGGGUUUUCUAUAGUUACUAGUUUUCCAGGCCUCCAAGGGAGAUUCUGAGGCUUGAUGUGUUCUGACUGUGUCUUGGCUUUGUGAUGCUGAGUGCCAGAAAUACUCUGUACUAUAAAAACUACCAUCGUUCUUUGAAACAACAAAGAGGAAUAAAGAACUUAAUUCUGGUGA
Homo sapiens (human) is the source of this 9793-nucleotide messenger RNA. It is a transcript of the gene NEU3, whose product is annotated as neuraminidase 3. NCBI's taxonomy places the organism in Eukaryota, Metazoa, Chordata, Mammalia, Primates, Hominidae. Gene Ontology annotation, cellular component: caveola; recycling endosome membrane; external side of plasma membrane. The coding region runs from base 3921 to 5378 and encodes 485 amino acids. The transcript has 4 exons. Gene Ontology annotation, molecular function: exo-alpha-sialidase activity. The record is from RefSeq and is a predicted model, not a curated record. Gene Ontology annotation, biological process: oligosaccharide catabolic process; ganglioside catabolic process.